AUGCUUUGAGAUGAGUUGCAUUAUUAUUCAGAUCGGAAGUUGUUUAUUCUUCCGUGACGGAGAGCGCGGACAACAGUAGACAAUCAUAGACUCUAAAUAUGGACAUUAGAUAAAGCUAUUUCCUGGCGUAGAUGACAGGACUAAUAAUACUAUAAAAACUGAUGCACAACUAGUGUUUGGACCUUGAAGAGGCGCUUUCCCCCGUCACAAACACACGCGCGCGCACAUAGAAACACAAACAUACAUACAAAGCGCCAGUUCAGCUUUGAAGCUGUGUACCUCUGGCUUCAGUUGUUCUGGCUUCUUAGAAUUCCUAACAGAGCACACCAAAAAAAUCUCUUUUUGUUCCCCUUAAAAUUAAAAUCUGUUUGAAUCCUGUCUACAGAAACACCCCAGUCUUCGACCAUGGCAUUACUGCUUGUGUCCUGCCUGGUGCUGGCAGCACUCCCGGCUGUGGUUCGAGGGGUACAGAGUUCGAACUUCAGUGUAGAGCACAGCUGGCCUGAUGGCAUGACUGCCGAGGUGUGCAUUUUCCACGACCUUGACAUUACCUGCGGCUGGCAAUUGGUGGUUGACUUCAAUCUGCCAAUCAAAUCAUUUGAGAUCUGGACUGUGGACAUCGUGAACACAAUUCGGACCCCCACAGAGGUCAGGUUCGCCUUGAGGAACAAAGACUGGAGCAAGAGACAGAAGAAGAAUCCGCAUUGUCAUGAAUUCCUGAUUCGUUACUGGAGCUACAGCAAACCUACCUAUAUUGGGGGACACUACACAAGGACAUGUCACAGAGGGAAAGACAACUUUGAACCCAACCAAGGUGGCACCAUGCCCCCACCCUCUACCACCAACUCUCCCACCAACCCUCCAACCAACCCUCCCACAAACCCUCCCACAAACCCUCCCACCAAACCUCCCACCAACCCUCCCACCAACCCUCCCACCAACCCUCCAACCAACCCUCCAACCAACCCUCCAACCAACCCUCCUACCAACCCUCCAACCAACCCUCCAACCAACCCUCCAACCAACCCUCCCACAAACCCUCCCACAAGCCCUCCCACCAACCCACCCACCACCAACGGCCCAGCAACCACAGAACAGCCGACCACACGACCCCCUACCAGUUUGUACGACUACAGAGACUCCCUGGCCAAGUCCAUGUUGUUCUAUUUUGUCCAGCGUUCAGGACCCAUCGAUGACGACAUCAUUCCCUGGCGGAAGGCUGACUCGGCCACCAACGACGGAAGUGACGUUGGGAAGGAUCUGGUCGGGGGCUGGUAUGAUGCCGGAGACCACGUCAAGUUUGGCUUCCCAAUGGCCGCCUCUGCCACCACUCUGCUCUGGGGGUUCUUGCAGUGGAGAACAUCCUACGAUGCGAUGGACAAGACAGAGAUGAUGCUGGAGCUGGUCAAACAUCCCUUGGACUACUUCCUCAAGUGUUGGGACAACGACAAGCAGGAGUUCUAUGGGCAGGUAGGAGACGGCCACAUUGACCAUUCCACCUGGGGCCGACCAGAAGACAUGCAGAUGAGCAGACCGUCCUUCAAACUGGACAGAAACAACGGAGGCAGCGACCUGGCCGGAGAGACAGCGGCCGCCCUUGCAGCCGGAUCGCUGGCGUUCAAAUCUACCGACCCAGCCUACGCCUCAGAGCUCCUCACAGCGGCCACACAACUGUAUAAGUUCGCCGACAAAUACAGGCGUGAGUACCACCUCACCAUCACCAACGCCGUGGACUUCUACAAGUGCUGAUGCACGAGCUGUCUAGCGGGGCUGAGAAAAGUGAGUACCGAGGAAAGAUCGAGAACUUCAUGAGCAACUGGUUGGGGUUCAAGAACGGCGUGUCGAGGACACCGUGUGGGCUGGCCUGGCUGAGAGAGUGGGGAGCUCUCAGAUAUGCAGGACCUGCCCACUUUCCCCCGCCACGUGCGAUUGGUCCACGUUCAAUGACCCCGCCCCCAACGCCCACGAACUGACAGGUGCUCUAGUGGGCGGGCCCGGCAAGAACGACGACUACGUUGACAAGAGAGGCGACUAUAUCAAGAAUGAGGUCACCACUGACUACAACGCCGGGUUCCAGAGUGCUCUGGCGGGUCUGAUCAGUCUAGACAUGAGAGGAAAACUGCCAUAGAUGUCGGGGAUAACCGGAAAUGCAUCAUUGUGUGUCGCGAGAAUUCCUUGACGUCACCAAGUGGGCAUGGGAUUUACAUUGACGACUUUCAACUUUCAGAACAGCUGCUGUAAUGCUUGUUUCCAGUCACGACAUUAUGAUUUUCAAAAUAGAAAAAAAGCAAAAAAAAAAAAAAAAA
Molecule: messenger RNA, 2306 nt
Organism: Aplysia californica (California sea hare)
Lineage: Eukaryota; Metazoa; Mollusca; Gastropoda; Aplysiida; Aplysiidae
Product: endoglucanase 4
Biological process (GO): carbohydrate metabolic process
Molecular function (GO): carbohydrate binding; hydrolase activity, hydrolyzing O-glycosyl compounds
Source: RefSeq, a predicted model, not a curated record